AUGAAGAAGUUUAGUAAGACCUUCGAAGAUAUACUUAAAGUGGAGAGGUCAGUGGUGAAGGAGCUCAAGAAGAAGGUUAGGCUGGUCGAGGAGCAUGCCGUCGUAAGGAAGAUCAAAGGCAUAAUCGAAGCCAUAGAAACUUCUUUGUGGGCUUUUGACCUUGGUUUCAAUGAAUGCAAGACCAUGGUGCCUCUUCAACCUGGGCAUCAUUCUAGACGUGAAGAGAUGGUUUCAUCUCUGUGCCGACCCCUCCUCCUCUCUGUCUCCCACGUUUAUCCCGCUCUUCCUAAGCAUCACUCCCUUUCCCCGUUCUGCCCUCCCUUCUUCGUCAGAUUUUCGGACCUGCCACUCCCGCGGCCCCCGAAGCUCGUCGCUGCCUCCAUGGACGCCCCUCCCGAGGGCUACCGAAGAAACGUCGGCAUCUGCCUCAUUAAUUCUUCUAAUAAGAUCUUUUCGGCUUCGAGGCUCGAUAUCCCGGGCGCAUGGCAGAUGCCUCAGGGUGGUGUGGAUCCAGGAGAAGAUCCUCGAAUUGCUGCUAUUAGAGAGCUAAGAGAAGAAACUGGGGUUACAUCAGCAGAGAUUCUUGCAGAGGUUCCUUAUUGGUUAACGUAUGAUUUCCCUCCAGAAGUAAGAGAAAAACUAAACAAACAAUGGGGAUCGGAUUGGAAAGGUCAGGCACAAAAGUGGUUUUUAUUUAGAUUUACUGGAAAAGAGGAAGAGAUAAAUCUUUCUGGUGAUGGAUCUGAAAAGCCAGAAUUUGCGGAAUGGUCAUGGAUGACACCACAGCAAGUAAUUGAACUCGCAGUGGAUUUUAAGAAACCCGUCUAUGAGGAUGUUCUGAAGUUUUUCAGCUCCCAUUUGCAGCCAGAUUCAGCUGCACAAGUAUAGAUAGUCUCUGAUUCAACUGCCUUUCUUGAGAAAACUGAGUGGACGUAGACCAGCACCUGCACAUCAAUUCAGCCAUAUCUUAGUAUAUUACAUGGCCUGCAUCGCGGAUCAUUUACUCUUUGAUGUCACUUGAUGUGGUGGUUACUUAUGGAUUAAAUUCUCCAUUUUGAAAAUUAUGUCAAACUGCUUGGUGUGGUCAAAAUUUUUCAUCAUAAACCAUUGCCUCACUAGAUAUUGAGGUGAAUAAAUUGGAUCACAUUAAUUAUGCUCUGCCAGUUGUGUCCUUUUUGUUAUAUUUUCUCUGAUAAAAUUUCUGCUGCCCUGUUUGGAUAU
This is a messenger RNA of Elaeis guineensis (African oil palm), 1221 nucleotides long. RefSeq names its product nudix hydrolase 26, chloroplastic. Gene Ontology annotation, cellular component: chloroplast. Lineage: Eukaryota; Viridiplantae; Streptophyta; Magnoliopsida; Arecales; Arecaceae. Gene Ontology annotation, biological process: nucleoside phosphate metabolic process; ribose phosphate metabolic process. The record is from RefSeq and is a predicted model, not a curated record. Gene Ontology annotation, molecular function: bis(5'-adenosyl)-pentaphosphatase activity; guanosine-3',5'-bis(diphosphate) 3'-diphosphatase activity.